This is a messenger RNA of Penicillium arizonense, 2199 nucleotides long. It is a transcript of the gene cat1, whose product is annotated as catalase catB. Gene Ontology annotation, biological process: hydrogen peroxide catabolic process; response to oxidative stress. The coding region runs from base 1 to 2199 and encodes 732 amino acids. Gene Ontology annotation, cellular component: cytosol. The record is from RefSeq and is a predicted model, not a curated record. Gene Ontology annotation, molecular function: heme binding; catalase activity. Lineage: Eukaryota; Fungi; Ascomycota; Eurotiomycetes; Eurotiales; Aspergillaceae. The transcript is spliced from 5 exons.
AUGCAUGCGCUCGCCCUUUUCACGGGCCUGGUUGGUAUUACCAAUGCCGCUUGUCCUUAUAUGACAGGCGAUGUCGCCGGCAGUCCUCACAGCAUCGAACGUCGCAAUGAUGGGGAUGCUGCCGCCACUGAAGAAUUCCUCUCCCAAUUCUACCUGAAUGACCAGGAUACCUACCUGACCUCUGACGUUGGUGGUCCCAUUGAAGACCAGAACAGUCUCAAGGCAGGCGAGCGUGGUCCGACUCUGCUCGAGGAUUUCAUCUUCCGCCAGAAGAUCCAGCGAUUUGACCAUGAACGAGUACCUGAACGUGCGGUUCACGCUCGAGGCGCCGGAGCCCAUGGCACAUUCACAUCCUACGGAGACUGGUCCAACCUAACAGCGGCCUCCUUCCUCUCCGCCAAGGGCAAACAAACCCCGAUGUUCACGCGCUUUUCCACUGUUGCUGGAAGCCGCGGAAGUGCCGAUACGGCACGAGAUGUGCAUGGCUUCGCAACCCGAUUCUAUACAGAUGAAGGGAACUUCGACAUUGUUGGAAACAACAUCCCCGUUUUCUUCAUCCAGGAUGCCAUCCUGUUCCCAGAUCUGAUCCACGCUGUCAAGCCCCGCGGCGACAAUGAGAUCCCUCAGGCAGCCACUGCGCAUGACUCCGCUUGGGAUUUCUUCAGUCAGCAGCCUAGUACGCUGCACACGCUCCUCUGGGCAAUGGCUGGUCACGGUAUUCCUCGGUCAUUCCGGCAUGUCGAUGGCUUUGGUGUGCAUACCUUCCGGAUGGUUACCGACAAGGGUGCAUCCAAGCUUGUUAAGUUCCAUUGGAAGGGUUUGCAGGGCAAGGCCAGCUUUGUUUGGGAAGAGGCACAGCAGGCAGCUGGUAAGAAUGCGGACUUUAUGCGUCAGGAUCUGUUUGAGGCUAUUGAGGCCGGUCGAUUCCCCGAAUGGGAGCUCGGUGUUCAAAUCAUGGACGAAGAGGACCAGCUUCGUUUCGGAUUCGACCUUUUGGAUCCCACCAAGAUCGUCCCAGAGGAACUCGUGCCCGUCACAAAGCUGGGCAAGAUGCAACUGAACCGCAACCCAAUGAACUAUUUCGCAGAGACCGAGCAAGCAAUGUUCCAACCAGGCCACAUCGUCCGCGGCAUCGACUUCACCGAAGAUCCCCUCCUCCAAGGCCGAAUCUUCUCCUACCUGGACACCCAACUAAACCGCCAUGGCGGCCCCAACUUCGAACAACUCCCAAUCAACCGUCCCAGAGUCCCAAUCCACAACAACAACCGCGACGGCGCCGGCCAGAUGUUCAUCCCCUUAAACAAAGACGCCUACUCCCCAAACACCCAGAACGCCGGCUCCCCAAAGCAAGCCAACCAAACCGUCGGAAACGGCUUCUUCACUGCGCCCGACCGCACAAUAACCGGCCACCUCACGCGCUCCAAGAGCUCAACCUUCGAAGACGUCUGGUCGCAGCCCCGUCUCUUCUGGAACUCACUCGUACCAGCCGAGAAGCAAUUCGUCGUUGACGCCAUGCGCUUCGAGAACUCAAACGUGAAGAGCUCAGUCGUGCGCAAUAACGUUAUCAUCCAGUUAAACCGGAUUAGCAAUGAUCUCGCGAAGCGAGUAGCCAGCGCAAUUGGCGUCGACGCCCCGGAACCAGAUUCAUCUUACUACCACGAUAACACGACCGCACACAUCGGAGCCUUCGGCGAGAAAUUGUCCAAGCUGGACGGUCUGAAGGUUGGAUUGCUUGCCUCUGUCGCCAAUGCGUCGUCGAUAAGCCAAGGCGCGAAGUUACAAGCUGCGCUUAAAUCCGCUGGAGUUGAUGUCGUUGUCGUUGCGGAGAGAAUGGCGGAUAAUGUUAACCAGACGUAUUCCGCUUCUGAUGCUGUGCAGUUUGAUGCUGUUGUUAUUGCGGAUGGGGCGGAGGGUUUAUUCUCUUCGGGCUCUUUUACUGGUUCGCCUAAGAGUAAGGGUUCUGGGGCUACUUCUUUGUAUCCUGCUGGUCGGCCUUUGGAUAUUCUCCUUGAUGCUUUCCGCUUUGGAAAGCCUGUUGGGGCUGUUGGGAAGGCUUCUGCUGCGCUGCGUGCUGGGCAGAUUUCGGCGGAUCGCGAGGGUGUUUAUGUUGGUAGUCAGAUUGGGGAGGACUUUGCUAAGGAUGUUAAGGAGGGAUUGCGGACUUUUAAGUUCUUGGAUCGGUUUGCUUUGGAUGAGUAA